This is a messenger RNA of Sinocyclocheilus anshuiensis, 1592 nucleotides long. Its product is annotated as insulinoma-associated protein 2-like. Gene Ontology annotation, molecular function: RNA polymerase II cis-regulatory region sequence-specific DNA binding; DNA-binding transcription repressor activity, RNA polymerase II-specific. Gene Ontology annotation, biological process: regulation of cell cycle process; negative regulation of transcription by RNA polymerase II; neuron differentiation. Lineage: Eukaryota; Metazoa; Chordata; Actinopteri; Cypriniformes; Cyprinidae. Gene Ontology annotation, cellular component: transcription repressor complex; nucleus. The transcript has a single exon. The record is from RefSeq and is a predicted model, not a curated record. Bases 48 to 1592 code for a protein of 514 amino acids.
CUCUCCUCCGUGGUUUCAUCUGGACUUUGGGUGAGUCUGACAAGAAGAUGCCACGAGGAUUUUUAGUGAAACGGAGUAAACGUGCCUCGUCUACAUCCUACAAGGUGCGUGCGCAAGAAGAAAAAGAGCCGCGCAAAGAGGACCUGUCUACCCAAACUCAAAAUGCACGUGUGCCGGACGUGCUGGAACCUAUUACAGAAUCAUGGACAAGUGACAUUAGCUCUAAACAUGAGCAGAAACAUCUUCUGGAGGACUCUGGAGGGUUUGUUGGAGAGAGCGAUUACGCGCAGAGUUACUUCAGUCAUCCCGAGCAGAGCGCGUCGUCUCCGCGCAACAGCACCGACUCCUACAGCCCGAUCAAACCCAUCAGCACGGAGCUUUUGGACAGGUGUCUGAGCUCACCAGCCAUGGCAGAAUCAUUUCCCUUGGUCACCCCGGUGUCUUCAAUCGAGCGUCUGCUAAUGAACCACUCUGCCAUGAAGUUUGGCACACCGGUGCCCUCAUCGCUGCCCCCCUACCCUGCCUUUCAUCAAUGCGUAAAACGCGCGUUCAUGGACUCAGAGCGCAAGAGCAAACCACCAAAAAAGCCUAAAGUCAUCAGAAAGCUCAAUUUUGAAGACGAAGUCACCACCUCACCAGUCCUCGGGCUUAAAAUCAAAAAAGAAUGUCCCGAGUCAAAACUAGCACCACAAAGUGGUAGAAAAAAACCGCUCGGUGAGUUCAUCUGCCAGCUUUGUAAGGAAGAAUACUCUGAUCCGUUUUCUCUAGCCCAGCACAAGUGCUCCAGGAUCGUCCGGGUUGAGUACCGCUGUCCGGAGUGCGACAAAGUUUUUAGCUGUCCUGCCAACCUCGCGUCCCAUCGCAGAUGGCACAAACCUCGCAGCCUGAGCACCGGAGACGCGAAGAAGUCUCAGCUGGAGGCGCGUAUCCACGAGAAGACCUCAGUGGAGGGGAAGGAGAACGCCAGUAAGUUGAGAGUGAACAACCAGCACCAGCUGAGUCUGGACAGCUCCCAACACCACAGAUCAGCACCGGACAGCAACAUGAUGCACAGGGGAUCCCAAGACCCUCCAAUGGACCAGAGGUACCCGUCCUCGGAGAAAUGCUUUGAGAUGCAUAUCGGCUCCGCGGACAGCUCGAGGUUGUUCGAUCACUGCCCCGAGGAGCCUGACAGGUCCAGCACCCCCUACCUGCCCGCGUCCGUUCCAGAAGAAGUGUUUGAGUGUCACUACUGUAGCAAGAAGUUUCGCAGGCAAGCCUACCUGAGGAAACACCUGGCCGCGCACGAGACGAUCAGAACAGCCUCAUACGGCCACAUUGAAAGCGGACAGAUCACUUUCCCGUGUCACCUGUGCGGAGCGCACUUCCCCUCCGUGGAGAUCAGGGAAAAACACCGACUCUGGCACGCGGUCAGAGAUGACUUACUACUCAGACCUGAUCUGAGUCCUGGAGAACAGCAGAUAUUCUCAUGCAAACACUGCCCCUCCACGUUCUUCAGUUCUCCGGGUUUGACCAGACACAUCAACAAGACUCAUCCCACAGAGAACAGACAGGUGAUGCUCUUACAGAUGGCCGUCAGGCCGGGAUGCUGA